AUGGAAAUGAACAAACUGAACGAGGACAAGGAGAAAUUUGUGAAGGAAAAGGACAAAUUGUCGAAAAAAUUGAAAGAACUCUCUCAGGACUACGAGAAAAUGAAGCAGAAGUGGAAGAAGUACCGGGCGCGGCGGAAUUUGCUCUUCGAACAAGACACGAAAACCUGCAAAAACUGCGCCAAGGAGUAUCUAGAAGCGCAGAACUUCAACUGGAGCUGUCGGACGCACUCCUCGGAAUUCGGCGGGGAGUUGUGGUGGUGCUGCGGGAAGAGCGGGAUCAGCGCGUUGGGGUGCAAGUUCUCGAAGCACGAAAGCAAAGACGAUCUAGAUUUGGAUGACAUGGACCAACUGCUAAACAACCGCGGGAAGGAAAACGAAGACGACGGGAAGGAAAAUAGCGAGAUCAAAAACACGACGGCAGCGAACAAAGCGAAGUACGCAAAGGUAUUCAGACAUUCUACGUUAUUUUCCGAAUAAUUUGCGCGUCAUGUAUCGAGCACAUUCAGUGGAAAGUACGUCUUCAAAUUGAAGCCGCAUGAUGUUGCUGAUGGCUGCAUGGAGUCAGUUGUGGUACACUCAUUUUGCCUCUGUUUCCGAAAAGUAGAAAAAACACGUCUAUCCCCCAUCAGAUCCGCUGCUACGGUUGCAAGGAGAUGGGUCACAAGGCGAAGGACUGUCCACGCGACCCGAACAUUCAGGGCGGUGUCAAGGACCCGCUGAAGGAUUUACGGCGGCUGGACGGGAUGCUGAAAGCGGCGGGAAACAUGCUUGGAACGAAUACCAAUUCCACAGAUGGUGCAGCAUCCGCAGGCAACCUGCGAAGCUCCACAACCGAUGGAGGACCGAAUUCGCCCGGCGGGGGCGGAAAUACCAGCCUUUUGAAUGGUGCGAGGAAGGGGCGCAUGUGCGACGUUUCGAAGUUGAACGAACUGAUGAAGUUCGAGUCCACGCCGCUCAUUUGCGAGGAAAUACCCCCAGAAGUCAUGUUGGACGACGACGAGGAGGACGAUAGUACCAUUGGCACGCGGCUUGGAGGAGCGUCCGGUAGAGAAGCACAGGAUGCUGGUGUUGUUCCAGCGAAAGAGCAUGUGAUCGGCCUGGAACAGCAACAGCAAGAUAAAGCGUCUUCCUCCGCCUCGACUUCUAAUCUCCUUCUGACCACCCCGACGACCACUUCGCCUGAGGCGAAGAAAAAAAAGAAGAAGAAGAAGACCAAAAAGCGCAACGCGACGUCGGUGAUGAUGCGGAACGGCGGGGCGUCGCCGUUGUACGUGAAUGGGGUGCAGGUGCACAACGGGAUCAAUACGAUAUUUGAUGACGUGACGCGGUUGGUGAGGAAGAAAGUGCGAAGUAGGAGAAAGGAGUUCCUUUUCAGCACACCGAACCGUGGUGCGAGCGGUGGUGCAACUACCCAGGGGGACGACGAUGAGCGAGGGGUUGUUAGUACUAUCAAAGACGUUGAUACUGACAUCGUGCAGCGAGACGAUUCUGGCGCGAGCAGCAGUUGGGAGAUGAGAAGAAAACAAAAUGGAUUCGGAGUCGGAAACGAAAAGCGGCAAACGCGGGAAAAUCUUCUGCAAAAUGAAAGCCAGCGCUUCAGAGCCCCACUUCCUGAUGCGGCUUUCACGACGCCCCACGAGCUGGAAAACUCGUUUAUUUUGUCGUCGACUUCUGAGUCCGAGGUUGAGGAGUCGAAUGAGGUGGAAAGUGAAGAUAAAUCGGAGCAAGACGCCGGUGAGGUGGAGGGUGGUACAACUACGGGGGAUGGAAAUGCUGACCUGCCUGUCAGUCGCGACAACUCGCUGUAAAAGCGAGGCGUGGCGGGCAGGCUAGGGCUCCGGUAUUAGUAGAUUUGCCGGUUUUUCUGAUGUCUAUCGGUGCCAUUGUCGCGUAGAAAUUUUGUAGAAUAAAAAGGGGGAACAGGAAGAUCAGGUGAGCUUUUGGUUUCGAAGUUAGAGAAUGACAAACACUCCAGUCAGUGAAAAGUGGAUGUAGUGAAAUAAAGCGAAGCAUUACGUCGUUGAUAACACAGCUGUACUUCUUUGGAUCUAAACAGAUACUGAAGCCCCAGAAACGU
This is a messenger RNA of Amoebophrya sp. A120, 2077 nucleotides long. Lineage: Eukaryota; Dinophyceae; Syndiniales; Amoebophryaceae. The record is from the annotation of a GenBank genome assembly.